AUGGAAUACCUAGCGCCAGAACACCAAGAUCUUGUCAAAGUUGGACUCGACAAUUUACGACAAAAGUUGCCCUCAGCUGAUGAAGAUGUCUUUGAGAAAGUGAAAGCGGAAGAAACGCCAUUUCUUUGUUUAUUUGAAAUGGCGCAGGAUUUAACGAGUAGAGAUCUGCCAACAGCAUUAAUAUUAUGGGAAUAUAUACUAAAGAGAGCCAUGAGCAAGCAACAGAAAUUUGCUGCAAUGAACGAAAUAUUUAAAGUUCAAAUCGCAACAGGUCCUUGGAGAGUGGCUGUUGAGACAGCAAAGAAAUUGUAUCAAGACGCUGCUCAGGAGUACUCAUCUGAUAAAUUGGUUCGUCUAAAAGAGAAGGAGAGCGAUUUAGGUAAGUUAGACUCAUUUUUUUGGAAUGAAACAUUGUUUUGGAAGCAGUAGAAAGCACGAUGACUUGUCGAAAAUUUUUUGCACUUCCGCUCUAUAGUUUUGAUCGUCACGCUAGUUUACUUUCGUGAUUGCUGAGCUUGAAAGGUCACGCUUUCCACAUUUUAGCUAUCAAGGAAGCUAUGAUGAACAAGCUUCACAGAAUUCAGUUGGAGUUUAAAAAAAAAAGAUCUAAAAGUAGAUCACUGGUCAAAGUUUCACACUCAGUGCAUCCCAAUGACUCUUCUUUUCAAUCAGAGCCAUAACUCAGUUCAGGUUGAGUGAGUCGAGAAGGUAGAUAAUUUUAAACACGGCUGAGUGAAAGUCCACAGAAGAUAACAAUAUUCCAGUCAUUGCAUUCACAAAAGAAAUGACUCGAUUUGUGAUCAUUUGUCUGGUUAUUUCUGCCAUUCUUUGGUUUUGAAUUGAUGUCAUGUUUUUUCAUAUUACAGAACCAUUCUUAUUUGAAGCUGUUCUCAAUCUUGGAACAAUACAUCGCCUUCUUAGAGAACUAAACGAGGCCGAGGAGUUUUAUCGGAAGGCGUGGAACAUUGCUUCAUCUAUGAAAGAUUUUGAUAGAGAAUCUUUAGCUAAAAUACAUCUUGCAAUCUGUUUGCUCGAUCGCGGUGAACUAAAACAGGCCAUAAACACCUAUUUCAAGCAACUGAUGGUUUUCAAAGCCACUUUGAAACCUCACACAAGAGCUCUUUUCCUGCAGCAUUACGGUAAUGCCUGUAGAUCUGCGGCAGACUGGGGCAAAGCUAAAGAGUAUCUCCGAGAAGCCCUGGACCUUGCCAAGGAAGUGAGAGACGUUGGUCUUGUGUCCAGUUGCUGCGGGGACCUGGGUAACGUUUUCAGAUCGGAAGGAAGGUAUUAAGGUUUGUAUGUAAUUCAGAAAUUUCAUCCUGUUACUUUUGUGAGGUGUUUGAAAGAAGACACAUGCUUUUAAAAAUCUUUGGAGCUAAAGGAUUCAAUUUAUCUUUUAAUUCUGUGUUCUCUAACAGCCCUAUUUCCAUCGACAUAAACUAGUUAUCGCUUACUCUCAGGCACUCAUUCGUUCCAGGUACAAAGAUGCAGAGCAACUCUUCUCAUUUCACUACAAGUUCGCAUUGAGCAGAGGAGACAUCCAUGGCCUAGCUAUUGCAUGCAACAAUAUUGGAUAUUUGAAGUUUUACAACCCCAAAGAGUUUGAUGAUUCUGUGGUGUACCAGUACAUUGCAUACUCCCUUGCUGGGGAAGUAGGUGAUUUUGCAAGGAUGGGAAUGGCAUUUAACAAAAUUGGCAAACUUUAUACCGCACUAGGUUACAAUGAAGAAGCCAAAGAGAUGUUCAAGUUCGCCAUCGAUCGUGCGCAUAAGGCGGACAAUGUUGCUCGCGAAGGAAUGGCGUGGGGAAAUUUAGGCACGGUUUACAGAGCUUUAGAAAGGUUUGAAGAUGCGAUUGAUUGCCAUGUCAAGUAUAGAGAUAAUGCUGAAAGGCGAAUGGAUAUCGGUGGGGUAGCCAUUAUGCAGCAUCAGUUAGCCAUGGAUUACCUCCUUUUGGGAAAGCUACCGGAAGCAGAGAGGUCGGUUCUCGAUGCGUUUCAAACACUGGAGAGAAUCCGCUCACAAGUCGGUGGAGAAGACAAAUCGAAACUGUCUAACUUUGAGAAGAACCAAGCUGAGGCAUAUAAUCUGUUACAAGUUGUACUCGUCGCGCAGGGGAAGUUUAAAGAGGCUCUUGUUUUAGCUGAUGCAAGCAGAGGACGAGCAUUGGCGGAAAUUGUUCGGAAACGAUUAUCAGGCUGUAGCGAUAUCUCCAGUGGAGAAGAAACGGUAACUCUCAAUGAAGAGUUUAUCGCCGAAUCCUUCAAUAAUCUUGUGGAAAUCAGUCGUAAGCGUUCCACAACACUUGUGUUUUACUCGGUGGUGAAAGAGUUUGACCAAUCAGGGGCAUGUUUCACGUGGGUGUACACCUGGGUGUUAUGUCCUUCCGGGAGCCUUAAUUUCAACAAGACUCGUCUGCAGCACGAUUUGGAGACGAAAGUUGAGAUCAACGACGAAUUUAUAGCGUCUCUUAGACGAUCUAUGGGCCAGGAAUCUCAAAUGGGAAAAGUAAGCAAGAUUCUGAGAUCAUGUGGAGAGCAAAAAAAGGUUUCCAGGGAGGCUAAGGUACACGUUGCGGCAAUUAAAGUCGAGGACAUCUUGAGUUCGCUAGGAGGUUUUGAACACGAUUUUAUUACCGGUUGGAAGGGUUUUGGUAUUCCGCUCAAAACUAAGGAUCUCAGAAAACAAGAACUGUUAUCUAAAGAAGCUUCAAUACCUAAACACGAAACCUUUGACGAGUCAACAGGCAGCCAAGAGAGCUGGAACGAGACAGUUGCAGAGAAGCCAACCGCCUCUAAAACCGAGCUUUGUAGUUCAGAAAGUCAAGAAGCUUACGUAGUUUCGAGUAAGGAGGAGCUUGCCUAUUCAACUGAAGCCCAUUCAACUGAAUCUGUAAAGCCAAGUAAUGUGAUGACUUUUGAUAAAGUUGAUGUUAUUUCUGGCGAGUCACCCCUCGUAGUUGAAUGCCUAGUAGAAGAUCCUCAAGAUGACUCAAGUAUGGAACGCGAGAAUCCCGCUAAAGUCGAGGAAAAUGAAUCAUUUCCUUUGGCAACAAGCGAAGAAAGCCUUCAACAUUCACUAAGUGGUUCAGAGCCCUCGCACUCGUGCACACAUUUAGAGUCUGGCCAAGCUGAAUCUGAAAUAUUGGCAGCUUCAAAACCCAGUGACAAUCCCUUUGAAGAAGAAGCAGAUAAGCCCUCUCUGAUAGUAACAAGUCAUGACGGCUCUGGGGCUACCGCAGAAGGUCUUGAACAUGGUAUCGCCUCUACGCCUUCAUGUGAGGAAUCUAAUUUUUCUUUGCAAAGUGACAACAACAUUGAAGGGAAAUAUGGAGAUCAGCUCCAUGAGUUCCCUAAGAAAGAUGAUGAUCACGUUUCUGUGGGCAAUUCAUUAGGUCCUUUUUACGAAGUUGAAACUGAGCCCCUAGGCGCACAUUCAAAGGUACACAAAAAUGAACCUCAGAGUGACCCAGAAUUGGAUCCUUGGACGCCGAUGCUGAGCCAGCUCCACAAGAUUCUUAUUGAACCCAUUAUGGAUUUUCUGCCCAAAAAUGAUGAAUCUCAAAGGGUGACUUUCAUACCUCAAGAUUUUUUGCUCAAAGUUCCCUUCGCUGCUUUACAAAAUGAGGCAAGGGGUCACUAUUUCAUGGAGGACUUCAUAAUCUCUACCAGUCCAGCGAUCCACUUCCUCGAUUUAGCUUGCACCUCUCGUGAAACUUCUUUAAAGACCACAACGCCUCUGGAGCUUAGUCUCCUUGCAGUUGGAAACCCCAUCAUGCCUUUCGAAGAACUUCCACAGCUCCCCUCUGCAGAGUACGAAGUACGCAUGAUCAGAGAGAUUCUUAAAUCGCCGAUGUCUGAAAUUCUUAUAGGAUCUCAGGCCCAAAAGGCGGUGGUGAUAGAGGCCAUGCCAAAGUACAGGGUUCUACAUUUUGCGACGCACGCUAUUAUAGAUGAUUCAGACUCCCACGGGGAUUUUAGCAUGAGAGGACUCAUUGUACUUACAAAGUCUGGGCUCGAAUGUGAUGGUAUUCUCACAGCUGAGGAAGUGAGGGGCUUGGAACUGAAUGCUGAACUUGUUGUGCUAAGCUGUUGCGAAUCCGGACUGGGUAAAGUGACAGGCGAUGGAAUGCUGGGUGAGUUGAAAACGUUUUUGUAGGAUUUUUACGCCUAUGCUUAAGUUUGUGGUAGUAUUCUCCUCAGCCUUCCAGAAUUUUGAAGACGCAAUCAAGGCUACCUUCUACCAUAAGUGGCCUCAGCGUUUUAAGAAUAGAGGGGGUAAGUUUCAAAAGAAACAGUGGUGCUGCGUCUGUAGGAGAGUAUAACAAGGUAAUUUAAUAUUAUCAACUAAGUUGAUAACAUAAGAAUUUAAAAUCUGACGUUUUGGGCGUCAGGGCGAUUGGACGAAUUGUUGAUCGUGUGUGAGUUUAUAUGCGGAAAAUGGAACAACGCUGUUGUUUCUCGUCACCAUAUUUCCAUCAGUGGUGUGGCUCCAUUUUCUGCAUAGCUACUGAGCAAUGCCGUGUACUCAAUGGAAAUACACUGUAAUUAUUACUCACUUUCUUAUAGGCUUGUCACGGGCGUUUCUAGCAGCUGGUGCAGCUUGCGUGAUUGUCACGUUAUGGAAGAUUGAUGACAAACCUGCUUCUGAGUUGAUGACGUCAUUCUAUCGCGAAUACAAAGCUUCCCGUGACGCUGCAGUAUCGUUACAGAAGUCCAUGAAGACUCUUCAAACUAAAGAGGACACUCGAAGUCCUCAACAUUGGGCCGCGUUUUCAAUUGUAGGUGCUACCGGUCUCAAAUAACUCCUUUCCCAGGGGCUAACUGCGUUGUAUAGUUAAACAAUUUCAAAAUAGUACAAACUCUAAUUGAGCAUCAAAGUUAUUUGGGAUUACCUUUGCUUCUUGUAAAGUAUCCGUCUUUCUUUUUUAAGUCAGAGUAAGCAAAGGAUGCACUGUCAAUGAGCCUAAGAUCUCUCAUCAAGAAUUUUGGGAACAAUCAUAUACAAUAGAAACCACAGCUACUGCUUUUGCAUCAAAAUUUUACAUACUUCCAGAUGAAAACAACAAUAUAAGGCUAUAAACUCUAAAAUCAAACAAUGUCAGUGGACUCCUCAGCGAUAAUGGUUUGUUUAUAAACUCAAGUUCUUGAGCUCACUUUCUAAUACUUAUUCUUAUUCUAAACAAAGUGUGAGCUAAAAUAAACUACCAUGUGCUUGAAUCUUGCAGAUAAACUACACAUUUUCAAGCGUAAAAUGAACUACUUUAUACAAAAGUAUCAGCAAAUGAACAGUGGCCUAUCUAUCUCUAAGGUUGCAAAAAAGUGAACACAUUUUCAAGCCUAAAAUGAACUACUUUAAGCAAAAGUACCAGCAAAUGAACAGUGGCCCAUCAAUCCCUAAGGUUGCAAAAAAGUGAA
This is a messenger RNA of Pocillopora meandrina, 5416 nucleotides long. NCBI's taxonomy places the organism in Eukaryota, Metazoa, Cnidaria, Anthozoa, Scleractinia, Pocilloporidae. The record is from the annotation of a GenBank genome assembly.